Ctenopharyngodon idella (grass carp) is the source of this 7875-nucleotide messenger RNA. It is a transcript of the gene dnmt3ab, whose product is annotated as DNA (cytosine-5-)-methyltransferase 3 alpha b. Bases 2217 to 4412 code for a protein of 731 amino acids. Gene Ontology annotation, molecular function: methyltransferase activity. Gene Ontology annotation, biological process: negative regulation of DNA-templated transcription. The transcript has 18 exons. NCBI's taxonomy places the organism in Eukaryota, Metazoa, Chordata, Actinopteri, Cypriniformes, Xenocyprididae. The record is from RefSeq and is a predicted model, not a curated record. Gene Ontology annotation, cellular component: nucleus; cytoplasm.
AGUCUAUUCCAUGGUGAAUCUGUAUACACGUUACAACCACGUGCAGGGCUGAAAUUGCUGUGAUGUGUCUUGACUUGAAAGUGAAGUGUGUGAUUUUUUGCUCCACUAUUGGGAUCAAAACAGGUUUUCCGAACACUUCCACAGGUAGAUCAAACAGAUAGUUCCGACCGCAAAGAAAUUACAGUUUAAUGUGAAUUAAAGGAACACAUUUCUGGUUUUGGAGCCUUAAGGAACAAAAACUAUAAAGAUAACUAUUAGCGCCUACACCAACAGAUGAUAACAUAUAGUUUAUUAUUAAUAUCUUCUGCUUUAAAUGCUCAAGCUUUGCUGGGUGGAUUCUUAUUGGCUGUCAAAGCUUUUUAUCGUUUAUCAGCUGGAAAAAAACAUUUUUAAAAAAACAUUGAAACAUAUUGGGCCCUAUUUUAAUGAUCUAAGCGCAUGGUCUAAAGCGCAUGGCGCAGGUGCACUUAGGGCAUGUCCGAAUCCACUUUUGCUAGUUUAACGACGGAAAAAAUGGUCGGCACAUCUGGCGCAUGGUCCAAAAGUGUUGUACCUAGUCUCUUAAUGAGUCAUGGUUGUGUUUUGGGCGUAACGUGCAAUCAGUGUGUCAUCUCCCAUUCCCUUUAAAAGCCGGGUGCGCUAGCAAAUAACAAAAUAACAAAAAAAUACUGCGCCAUUGACUUUAGACCAGUAGUUUUCAGUUGCCUCAAAACAGCAACACGCCAACAAUGCACCUGAACACACCUCUUUUUCAGACCAGCAUGCCCAUGGGCGAACAGAUGGGCGCGAGUGCAUUUGCUAUUUAAACAACGUGGAGCUUGACAUGAAAAUGAUAACUGAGUCGGGCUGUAACUAGCAAAAAACACGUGCAUCGUGCCUGCCGUCACAUUGCGCCGGGUGUAUGAUAGGGCCCAUAAUGUGUCAUUAUUAUUAUAGUUGUGGUGUGGACUUCCCUGCUCUCAUAGAAUUAGAGUGAUUAUUAAAACUUUAUGGUUCUAGUUAUCAUUAUUGUUAUAGUUAUCGUUCUUAAUGAACCUUUACUGAGGGGUGUGGGGGUACAAAAAAGGUUGGGAGACACUGAUUUAGAUCAGUCAUUUAGCCCUCAGUUAUUACCCACCUCUAUGGCGAAGCUCAAGUACUGUUGCCGGUGCAGGUGGUUGACAGUUUUCCUAAUGGUACUGUGUUGUAUGGUGAGAACUGCUCUGUUACAUAACGCUCUUUUUCCUCGGUAACCAAAGGAGGCCAACCAAUCGACAUCAAGCUCCCCCCGCCCCCAUCUUCUUUUCUCUGCCCCUCGCCACACUGUGUUUGAGGAUAAGCCAUAAAACUGUCAGGGAUCCCAGAAAUACGGCCAAAUUAGCCGGACACACAGUUGUCUUGUGAGUGGACGUCGUAAAAUUCCAGAGGAAUGGGCGUUUCGCAUUCUUCACGCAGAGAGCUGGAAUCCUCCGUCAGGAGCCUGGGAAUUUUCUCUUUCUCUGAAUAGGCACAUUGUGGAUGAGCGCAGAUCGUAACAUGUCAUAGCUCUGUUUGCUCUCCGAUGCAGUCAUGUUUUCUCGAAGCGCUCCUCACCGGACACAACAAUGCAGCAGGAAACCCUACUGAAAGGGGUCUUGACAUGUUUCCUUCCUCUGGCUACGAGGGCCUGAGCCGCAUACAGUCAGCAGAGCUUUGUUAGCGUAGAAGGGUUGGCCCUAAGGGGGGGGUGGGGGGAUAAAACCCAGCCUGCUUUCACUUUCUUUGAGCGAGGGGGAUCAUGUCUCUCUCUUUUCUUUUUUUUUUUAAUAAGUACCCAACGCUACAGUAGAUUCCUCUUUCCCACCCCCAUCCUAUUCCCUUCACUCCUCCCCCUCUCCCCUCACUACUCUCUCCGCAGUGGAAAUGAACUCCGUACUAUGGAUAUAAGGGUGAAGAUGAGGUUUACAGCGAAUUUCCAGCGCUGCUUGCAAGACAGCCUCCUGGACAGCCGCCAACAUUCUGCAAGUCCUCUCUAGCCAACCAGAAUUCCUGUUGGGAACCACCUGACCCUGAAUUCCCAGACAAAGAAAUGUUCAUGCUUUCUGUUUUUUUUUUUUCCUUUUUUUUCUUUUUUUUUUUUUGAAGCGGUCUCCACUGAGCCAAGAGUGGGGCAAGAAAAAAAGCUACUCACACGUUGGAUUUAAAGUGCCGAGUGCAGGCGUGUAUGGGCAGAGAAGAAGGCGAAACUGGUGUCUGUGAUGAACUCAAUGGAGGACCAUGGCGAGGUAGAGUCGGAGCCCCAAAAAGACAGCUCCAUAAUCACCGUCCCACUGCUUUUUCCUCCACCAACGCCACCAAUGCAGCAGCAACCGCCACAGCCUCAAACUCAACCUCAGACCAACAUCAAACCCCAGCCUUCUCCCCAGCAGCAACCUCCAUCAUUCCAACAGCAGCAGCAGCAGCCUACAGAUCCAGCCUCUCCAACUGUUGCCACCACCCCAGAGCCCGUUUCUAUAGGAGAUGGAGACAAGACCUCACCCAAGUCCACUGACACGGAGUCAGAGUACGAGGAUGGCCGAGGUUUCGGCAUCGGUGAGCUUGUGUGGGGAAAGUUACGAGGAUUCUCCUGGUGGCCUGGACGGAUUGUAUCCUGGUUGAUGACUGGACGCAGCCGGGCGGCCGAAGGAACCAGAUGGGUCAUGUGGUUCGGUGACGGCAAGUUUUCUGUGGUCUGUGUUGAGAAACUGUUGCCUUUGAGUUCCUUCCACAACGCCUUUCACCAGCCAACCUACAAUAAACAACCAAUGUACAAGAAAGCCAUCUUUGAGGUGCUACAGGUAGCCAGCACUAGAGCGGGGAAAACCUUCCUCACAUGCCCGGAGAGUGACGACACUGACACUUCUAAGUCAGUAGACAUGCAAAACAAACAGAUGAUUGAAUGGGCCAUGACAGGAUUUCAACCCACGGGACCUAAAGGUUUAGAGCCGCCUGAAGAAGAGCGUAACCCCUACAAGGAAGUGUAUCCUGAGAUGUGGGUGGAGCCAGAGGCGGCAGCCUACACGCCCCCACCAGCAAAAAAGCCCCGCAAGAGCACAGCCACAGAGAAACCCAAGGUCAAAGACAUCAUCGACGAGCGGACUCGAGAGAGGCUUGUAUUCGAAGUUCGUCAAAAAUGUAGAAACAUUGAAGACAUCUGCAUCUCCUGUGGCAGCCUUAAUGUUUCCCUGGAGCACCCGCUCUUCAUUGGCGGAAUGUGCCAAAGCUGUAAGAACUGCUUCCUAGAAUGUGCGUAUCAGUAUGAUGAUGAUGGCUACCAGUCCUAUUGUACUAUCUGCUGUGGAGGGAGGGAAGUGCUCAUGUGCGGAAACAAUAACUGUUGCAGGUGUUUCUGUGUGGAAUGUGUGGAUCUGUUGGUGGGACCCGGCGCGGCGCAGGCAGCUAUUAAAGAAGACCCAUGGAACUGCUAUAUGUGUGGGCCGAAGGCUCAAUACGGCCUGUUGGAGCGCCGGGCAGAUUGGCCUUGCAGACUGCAGCACUUCUUUGCCAACAAUCACGACCAGGAUUUUGAACCACCAAGGCUCUACCCUCCAGUUUUGGCAGAGAACAGAAAACCCAUUCGUGUCCUGUCACUUUUUGAUGGGAUCGCAACAGGGCUGCUGGUUCUGAGGGAGCUGGGUAUCCAGGUGGAGCGUUACGUGGCCUCAGAAGUGUGUGAGGACUCCAUUACCGUGGGCCUCGUUCGGCACCAGGGGCGCAUCAUGUACGUGGGUGACGUGAGAAACGUCACCCGUAAACAUAUCCAGGAAUGGGGUCCUUUUGAUCUUGUCAUAGGUGGAAGCCCGUGCAAUGACCUGUCCAUAGUGAAUCCAGCAAGAAAAGGUCUCUACGAGGGCACGGGUCGGCUCUUCUUCGAGUUUUACCGGCUGUUACAUGAGGCCCGACCGAAAGAGGGAGAUAACAGGCCGUUUUUCUGGCUCUUUGAGAAUGUGGUGGCCAUGGGCGUCAGUGACAAGAGGGACAUCUCACGCUUUUUAGAGUGCAACCCAGUGAUGAUCGAUGCUAAGGAGGUGUCUGCUGCCCACAGAGCUCGCUACUUUUGGGGUAACCUGCCUGGCAUGAACAGACCGUUGACUGCCAUGUGCACUGAUAAACUGGACCUUCAAGACUGUUUGGAGCAUGGCAGGACAGCUAAGUUUGAUAAAGUGCGGACCAUCACCACACGGUCAAAUUCCAUAAAACAGGGCAAAGACCAGCACUUCCCUGUAUUCAUGAAUGACAAAGAGGACAUCUUGUGGUGCACUGAGAUGGAGAGGGUGUUCGGCUUCCCUGUCCAUUACACAGACGUGUCAAACAUGAGUCGUCUGGCCAGGCAGAGGCUGCUGGGAAGGUCUUGGAGCGUCCCGGUCAUCCGUCACUUGUUUGCACCACUCAAAGAGUACUUUGCCUGCGUCUGAACUCAAACCCAGUACAGAUGAGAAAAAUCUAAACCGAUGUUAUACCAAGAGCUUCGAAACCGAGCUCUCAUAUGUUAUUUGCAAGUUCAACAACAACAACAACAACAACAAAAAGAAAAGGUAUUUCAUGUUUUGUUUUGGUUUUUUUCUUCUGGUUUGGAAUUAAUUGACUCUCUUUUUUUUAAUUCUAUUUAAUUUUUUAUUAUCCAUUUUACUUUUUAGCAGUGUUAUCCAGUAUUUGAAUUGAUUUAUGUGUGCAAGCUAUACUUGAGACACGGCCUCCUUUUAAGGCACUGAGAGACGAUGUUACAAUUCGAGGCAGAAAUGAGACGGAAAUCGCAUUUAAACAUUUCGACUCCUGAGUUUUUCGACUGUCGGGUCGCGGAUCGAUCUUAUUCUCACGGUGCGCGUCUUUCCUCUCCUCCAGCGUCUGAGCCUUGGUGAGAGAGUGGGGAAAAAAGGCUUUCUCUUCAGUGUCAGGGGAGCUUUGUCUUAACCAAUCCAAAACACCAGAUCACAAAUACCUCUUUGUUUACAGUUUCUAUACACGACUGAAGGUAAUAAAGGUACUACUGUAAUAGGUGACAAUAUGGUGCUUCAAGGUGGUGAAAAACAUUGCAACUCAUGUGGUGCUACUAUGUUUUGUAGCGUCGCCAGGUAAAACGAAUGACUGAAACUUUGAAAAAAAAAGAAAAAAAAAACAUGUCAGGUCAAGCCAGGUCUGCCACAUCUCAUUUUAUAUCUUUUACAGCCUUUUUGUACAAUAUUCUCUGGUGCUCUUUUAAAAAAAAAACUAAAAUAUAAAACAAAACACGCCUCAGCCUUUCAAUCUUUGGGGUCUGCUUCCUUCAGUAUGCCUGCAGUCUGAACGCAUGGAACCAGCCACAUGGGCGGUGAUGUUUUUGUCAUCUAUACCUUGAAAUCAAAGGCUGUGGUGAGCUACUUUUUUUCUAGUGUCACCCAGACCAGAAUCAUUACUGUACAACUCUUAGCGCGCGUGGCGUCCACGGGGAGGAUGGCGUCGGUCCUUCGUCGGCCAGGUGAAUCGACCUUCAAAUGCGGCGCCCGCGUGCUAUUCUCAGUCAGGUGCAAAUCUUUAAAGGUGCGGCUUCACAAUGUUCUUCUACCUUUUUAUAGCAAUUUUUUGUGCUGUGUUACCAACAAUAUCGAGCACUUUUGUAUAUGUAUACUUCUUUAUUCCUUUGAUAUUUUUUUUUUUUAAUCUUUCUCCUUGAUUCUUGUGAAUUGUUCUCUAUUUUUUUUUUUUUUUGGUUCUGUUAAAUGAUGUGAAACUCUUGCCGUUAUAUAAGGUAAUACUUUGUUGUGUACAGUAGGGCUGUGCCAAUAGAUGUGAACGAAUGAGCUAGGAUAGAAUAAAUCCAUCUGUCGUGCCGGUGGUGAAGGGGACGAAUUCAGAUAGCACCCCUCUCAUGUUUCCAUGUGCUACGGAGUCGCUUUAUCAUAACUCGCGUCGAGAAAUAGGUUCUUAUAUAAUCUCAAAGUGAGUGUGCUUGUUAAAUAUCCCUGUAGGAAAAAUAGUCGGAUGGGGUGUCGGUAUAUGACAUCGCACGGUCGUUAACUACGUCUGGUCCCUAGCGUAGAUCUGAAAACAUUAUUAUGUUUGCAAAUGGUGGAUGUUGACCAUGUCAAUAUUUUAGUUAUCACGCAAGCUAUAUAGGCUAAAUUUGGUUAGAAAUGGGCUCUAAUGGAAUCUUUGUUAGGCUCUUUUUUAUUUAAAGGAUUAUUUCACUUAAGAAUUAAAAAUUCCUGAUAAUUUGCUCACCCCCAUGCCAUCCAAGAUGUCUUUCUUUCUUCAGGUUUUUGUGGAAAACAUUCCAGGAUUUUUCUCUAUAUAGUGGACUUCAAUGGGGACCAACAGGUUGAAGGUCCAAAUUGCAGUUUCAAUGCAGCUUCAAAGGACUCUACAUGAUCCCAGCCGAGGAAUAAGAGUCUUAUCUAGCGAAACAAUCUGUCAUUUUCUAAAAAAAAAAAUACAAAUUUAUAUACCUUUUAACCACAAAUGCUCGUCUUGCAUCUGGGAUCAUUGAAACUGCAAUUUGGACCUUCAACCCAUUGGUCCCCAUUGAAGUCCACUAUAUAGAGAAAAAUCCUGGAAUGUUUUCCUCAAAAACCUUAAUUUCUUUUCGACUGAAAAAAGAAAGACAUCUUGGAUGACAUGGGGGUGAGUAAAUGAUCAGGAAAUUUUAAUCCUGAAGUGAACUAAUCCUUUAAGGCAUUGCACUGCUUACAUACCUUAACAUUUGUCAUGUUCAGCAAAGUUUCUUCUUUUGUUUUCCAAAUUUUAUCGAUGCCCAGAUUUUUUUCUUUUUGUACAUUUUGUACAUAGAAAUUGUCUGUUGCUUUUUUUUUUUUAAAUGACCUAUAAGAUGUACAAAUAUAAUUCUUUGCUAAUAUAUAUCAUAGAAUCAAAACAGCACUAAAAUCGCAAGAGGAGGGUAAUUGACAAAAUGGCAACAGGCUAAUUGACAUAAGCUAUAAAGCAGCAGGGUGUCUUUUGUAAUUCAUAUUUAUAUGUGUCGAACGGGGGAUAAAACUAAAGAAUGAGUUCGCUUAGUGAUUUUAACAGUCCCAUCUUUACUGCACAGCCCUACAUACAAAAGUGUGUUUCAAUUUGCUUUUUAAUUCUUUUUUUAAGUACUAAGAGAGGGAUUGUAGGUGUUUCCUAAGGUGCUAAACAUUUUAUCUAAUUGAGAAAAAUAUAUUAUUUGGGAAAGAAAUAAACGUGUCUUGAUAAUGAUUGUUUUUUUCCAUUUGUUUCUUGUAGUAUUGGAGAAGCACUAUUAUUUUACUCUCUCAUAUAAAGAUAUUAACAAAGGCAUUUUAACUUUGUACUUGAAAAAAUGAUAAAUGAUGAAAGAUUCUUAUAUUGUUUUAGAAUAGACAUUGCUGUAGUUGGUGCUUAUCUGUGGGAAAUCAUGUACUCAUAAUGGGAAAUAACAAAAAAAAAAAUUGUAAUAAAUUUUGCUGUUAACAUGUACUUGCUUAAUAUCCAGGCAGAAUUGCUUCUAAGUCCUACAUUCCAUGCCAUAUAUCCAGCCCUCCAUCCUCUUUUUUUUUUUUUUUUUGGUUGUUUUGUUUCAUUUUUAAAUUUAAUUUCUUCUCUGUUUUGUUAAAUUUAAUUUGCUUUAUUUGGGUAUAUAUAUAUAUAUAUAUAUAUAUAUAUAUAUAUAUAUAUAUAUAUGGCUGUAACAGCCUCUUGUUUGCUCUCCUGACAGGUUCUCUGUAUAUCUCAGUGACACUGUUGAUAUUUGUGACCUCUGUUGUGUCAUAUAAUUUUUUUUCAGUCCUUCUCUUCUUUUGCAAUCAGCUCAUACAGCAAAUGUAGCAAUCAUUCGCCACCUCUCCCCCUUUCUUUCGUUAUGUGCCCAGAACGAAGAAAAAAAGGCUCCUUAUGUACUUGUGCUGGAGAACACUUGAAUAAAUGUAUUGUUUUUUGUGAAAA